GUCAAAAAGACAGAACGUGUAUAGUGACUUGGGACUCAACAGAAAAGAAAAGCCAGUAUUUCUGCUGAAAUGAGUGCAAGCUGUGGAGUAUGGUUAAUGCUACAGUUACCCAGGUUCUGAUCUGUUAAGUACCAACUCCAUUGUCAAUGAGGGAAGACACUGCCUGUGACUCUAAGGUGGGAACACAAUCCUAAUAUUGUUCAACAUGCGGAAAGGGGUACCAAAAGACCCAGAUAUAGCUGACCUGUUCUACAAAGAUGAUCCUCAGGAACUGUUUGUGGGUUUACAUGAAAUUGGACAUGGAAGUUUCGGAGCAGUGUAUUUUGCCACCAAUGCUCGCACUAAUGAGGUUGUGGCAAUCAAGAAGAUGUCUUACAGUGGCAAGCAAACAAACGAGAAAUGGCAGGAUAUUAUCAAGGAAGUCAGAUUUCUACGACAGCUGAAGCACCCCAACACCAUAGAAUACAAGGGCUGUUACUUGAAAGAGCAUACUGCCUGGUUAGUGAUGGAAUACUGCUUAGGAUCUGCUUCAGAUUUGCUGGAAGUUCAUAAGAAACCACUUCAGGAAGUGGAGAUAGCUGCUAUUACCGAUGGUGCCUUGCAUGGGCUGGCUUACCUGCAUUCUCAUUGUAAGAUACAUAGGGAUAUUAAAGCAGGAAAUAUUCUCCUAACAGAACCAGGUCAAGUGAAGCUAGCUGAUUUUGGGUCUGCAUCUAUAGCCUCUCCUGCCAAUUCCUUCGUGGGGACUCCAUACUGGAUGGCUCCUGAGGUAAUUCUGGCUAUGGAUGAGGGGCAAUAUGAUGGAAAAGUAGAUAUUUGGUCUCUUGGAAUCACGUGCAUAGAGUUAGCGGAACGGAAGCCUCCCCUGUUCAAUAUGAAUGCUAUGAGUGCCUUAUAUCAUAUAGCCCAGAAUGACUCCCCUACACUACAGUCAAAUGAAUGGACGGAUUCAUUUAGGGGAUUUGUUGAUUACUGCUUGCAGAAAAUACCUCAGGAAAGACCAUCAUCAGCAGAACUAUUGCGGCAUGAGUUUGUUCGCUGUGAGCGGCCUCCACGUGUUUUAAUAGACUUGAUUCAAAGGACGAAGGAUGCUGUUCGAGAGCUGGAUAACCUGCAGUAUCGGAAAAUGAAGAAAAUCCUCUUCCAGGAGGCCCACAAUGGCCCUCUGAACGAAUCUCAGGAAGAGGAGGAGGAGAGUGAGCAUGGGAUAAACCUGAGUAGGAAGAUGGACAGUCUGGGCAGCAACCAUUCUAUCCCCAGCAUGUCUGUAAGCACAGGCAGUCAGAGCAGCAGUAUCAACAGCAUGCAGGAGAUCAUGGAUGAGAGCAGCUCUGAGCUGGUCAUGAUGCAUGACGACGAGAGCACCCUUAAUUCUGCUUCCUCUGUUGUACCCAAGAAGGAUCAUGUAUUCAUAAGGGAUGAGGUGGGCCACGGGGAGAGCAGGCCUGAGCUGCGGCCUACCCACUCAGUCCAGAAUCAGGCCCUCCACUACCGGAACCGAGAACGCUUUGCCACAAUCAAAUCAGCAUCUUUGGUUACAAGGCAGAUCCAUGAGCAUGAGCAGGAGAACGAGUUGCGGGAACAGAUGUCAGGAUAUAAGCGGAUGCGGCGCCAGCACCAGAAGCAGCUGAUCGCCCUGGAAAACAAGCUGAAGGCUGAAAUGGACGAGCACCGCCUCAAGCUGCAGAAAGAGGUGGAGACUCAUGCCAACAACUCGUCCAUUGAGCUGGAGAAGCUGGCCAAGAAGCAAGUGGCCGUCAUAGAAAAGGAGGCAAAGUCAGCGGCAGCAGAUGAGAAGAAAUUCCAGCAGCAGAUUUUGACUCAGCAAAAAAGGGAUCUGACCAAUUUCUUAGAAAGUCAGAAGAAGCAAUACAAGAUUUGCAAGGAAAAGAUUAAAGAGGAAAUGAACGAGGAUCACAGCACACCGAAGAAGGAGAAGCAGGAGAGGAUAUCCAAACACAAGGAGAACCUGCAGCACACACAGGCUGAAGAGGAGGCCCAUCUUCUCAGCCAGCAGAGACUCUACUAUGACAAAAACUGCCGUUUCUUCAAACGAAAAACCAUGAUCAGGAGGCAUGAGUUGGAGCAGCAGAAUAUCCGAGAGGAGCUGAACAAGAAGAGAACCCAGAAGGAGAUGGAGCACGCCAUGCUAAUUCGGCACGACGAGUCGACGCGGGAGUUGGAGUACAGGCAGUUGCACAUGUUGCAGAAGCUACGCAUGGACUUGAUCCGGCUGCAGCACCAGACGGAGCUUGAGAACCAGCUGGAGUACAACAAGCGGCGAGAGCGGGAGCUGCACAGAAAGCACGUCAUGGAACUGCGGCAGCAGCCCAAAAACCUGAAGGCCAUGGAAAUGCAGAUCAAAAAGCAGUUCCAGGACACAUGCAAAGUGCAAACCAAGCAGUAUAAAGCACUCAAGAACCACCAGCUGGAAGUGACUCCAAAGAGUGAGCACAAAACUAUUCUGAAGAGCCUAAAGGACGAGCAGACAAGAAAGCUUGCGGUCUUAGCUGAGCAGUACGAGCAGAGCAUCAACGAGAUGAUGGCAUCGCAAGCGCUGCGGCUAGACGAGGCUCAGGAAGCAGAAUGCCAGGCCCUGCGGCUGCAGCUUCAGCAAGAGAUGGAGCUGCUUAAUGCCUACCAGAGCAAAAUCAAGAUGCAGACGGAAGCACAGCAUGAGCGCGAACACCAGAAGCUGGAGCAGAGGGUGUCAUUGCGCAGGGCACAUCUUGAGCAAAAGAUUGAAGAGGAGCUGGCUGCCUUGCAGAAGGAGCGCAGCGAGAGGAUAAAGAUUCUGUUGGAAAGGCAAGAGCGAGAGAUUGAAACUUUUGACAUGGAGAGCCUUCGAAUGGGCUUUGGAAAUUUGGUCACAUUAGAAUUUCCUAAGGAGGACUACAGAUGAGAUUAAAUUUCUUUUGCCAUUAAAAAAAAUGCAAACAAAAAUAUCUCAAAUCCCAACAUCCCUCCCCCAUGUUAACGGGUGUGCUCUCUCUCUUUCUGUCUCUCUUACUGACAUCACGUCGGACUUAGUGCCUGUAUAUUCUUACUCCAUCAGGGGGGCCCCCCCUCCCCGCCAAGUGUCACGUUCCAGAGCUGGACCACACUCAGCCGUCUUGAAUCUCAUAGUGUCUCACAGUAUUGAUGUCUCUGUGCAAUGAUUUUUUUUUAAAAAAAGAAAGAUAUAUUUCAGUGAAAACUUUGGAGACAAUUCUAAUGAAUCAAAAAAAAUGGAUGUAUGUUUGCUUUUGAGCAAUCACUCAUUUUUUAACUACCAAUCAGUGAAAAUACUAGCAAAAAAAAAAAAUUUUAAAAAAGAAGUCAAAUCCCCAGGGGGAGAGAGAUGGAUAUCGCAGCCUUACCUUAAUCAGCUGCUGCAUAAUGUUUAGUUUUUAAUUUUAUUAUUAUUAUUUCUUUUUCUUUUUUGGUAUUUAUUCAUCAGGAAUAA
Messenger RNA from Pogona vitticeps (central bearded dragon), 3445 nucleotides. The record is from RefSeq and is a predicted model, not a curated record. Lineage: Eukaryota; Metazoa; Chordata; Lepidosauria; Squamata; Agamidae.